AUGGAGUCCUCCUCACACAUAUCGGAAGUUCAGCAAGGGGCAGACCAGCCUGGAUGGGAUACUAAGCUACCUCCCAGGCUCUUCGCCACCGGUAGAUACCCGAAAGCAAGCCUAAACGUUUAUUCAAAGCUAGAUCACCUAACCUUCAUUCACCACCACCUGAAAGACAGUCCUGUCAUGGAAAGAAUCAUGAACACUUGCUUCGGCAAACUCUUCCACAUCCCCUCGCCAAGAUGCCCCACAUCUGGCAAGCUUAUUCACCAGCUUAUUACUAGGCAGCUUCUGACCAAGCAGAACCACGAAAUGUGGAUGGCGUUUGGCGGCAAGCCCAUAAGGUUCGGGCUCCCAGAGUUUGCUGCAAUAACCGGCCUUCCUUGUGGCCCAUUCGAAGAUGAAUAUGAAGAAAACGAUACAACAUCAACCCCUGAAGGCAAGGUCGACUCUGUCUGGAAAGAGAUUGUGGGAGAUGAUCCGAAAACAACCAUAGGCGACAUUGCAGAUUUGUUUAAAGAAGAAAAAACAUUGCUGUCCAUGUCGGAUGACAGGAAGUUCAAGCUAGUGCUCAUACUCAUCGUCGACGGUGUCUUAGUCGCCACACAUCAGUAUCCAAAGCCGACGCCAAAAUACGUGUCCAUGCUCGCCGAUAUUCAGAAGUUCCUUCAGUACCCAUGGGGACGAGAGUCUUUCAUCAGCACCCUAACCACACUGCGUCCAGAAGCAAAAGGGAAAAAAAAAAACCCAGAUCCAGUGGCUAAAUUUCGCGCCCAGACAAGAGGCGGGACCAUGCGGCUCCAAGGUUUCCCAUAUGCUCUUCAACUCCUUGCUUUGAAAAACAUACUUAUACUACAAAACUUCCUGUCAAGUGCUGCGGAAGAUCACACUCUAUUUGACAUCCCUGGGAUAUCAAUUCCAACUCACGCUGGAUUGAAUUGUGAUGAGGUCUUGCAAGGAGAAAACCACCACGACCUUGUUGUACAUCCUUUUCUCACGUCAACGGACCCUUCCGUUCUAGCCCAGUAUGAAUGGGACGACGAAGUCACAGACAGAAGAGUAAUGUACCUGCAGAAGAAAAUUGAAGAUAAAUACUCUUUCGCACUCACCGACUGGCCUCACGGCGAUGGCUCACUGGAUCUCAUAUUUCCCAAACCCCCAAAGCCAAAACAAGUGCACUAUAAACAACACAUCAUCAGCCGCAAGAAACGGAAGAGCUCAGUACUACACCCCAAAGAACCGAAGCCUAAAAGAAAACAGGGGGGAACAGGUCCGCAAGCAUCCAACGGAGAUGUAGAGGACAUCCAACUUCUACGUGAAGAAUUUAUAAAGCUAAGUGACAAGGUCGCCGGACUACAAGCCACCAUACAGAGGUACGAGCUGGAGAGAAGGUUCUUCAGGACACAAAGGGUCAGGCAACAGAGGAGGCGUUUCAAGGCAAAAAGCAUAGCGCCCUCCAAAAUGGAGGGAUGUACAUACAGUCAACACCCAGACCUCAGGCAUGAUCCCUCGCUAUCGGACACAACGGAGCUCGCUGGUCCUUCGAAAGUAACACGAAAAUACACGCCUUCGCCUCCCAUCAAUAUAUUUUCUCGUGCUAUCAAAUUAUUUAACAAAUGGCUCACCAUACAGGACGAAGUAGAGGAACAACUGCCAACAAAAAUCUCGAUAUCUAAUCCCACCACACCAAACGGAGAGCAGGACGAGUGUCUUAAAGAUCUUCACAAAUCACAGGACGAGCAAGACGACUGUCUCUUACCCAAAGAUGUCUUACCAAACCCAGCCGGAAUCCUCGCAUACCAGGGACCUCCACAUCAUAUCCCACAAAACGGAACGGGUGACGUACAGUACACAAGCACUCACAAAACACAGAAGAACCGCAAAUAA
Microthlaspi erraticum is the source of this 1878-nucleotide messenger RNA. Lineage: Eukaryota; Viridiplantae; Streptophyta; Magnoliopsida; Brassicales; Brassicaceae. The record is from the annotation of a GenBank genome assembly.